GCUGGGUGUGUGCUCCCUCCUAUAACCCCUUGCCAUUUGCGCUCCUCAUCCGAUGGUUGAUAAACAUCAGUCAUGUUUGUUUAUACCACGUGCUCAAUGUUUCUCUUGUUAUUGUAAUCUGGUUAUUGUAAUCAGGCCUUCGGUGUGUUUUUUUAUCCGAGGAGUGGAGGCUGAUGAGAAGAGGAUGUUUUGAUUUUGCGGAUGAGUGCAGGCGACAUUGAUCUCACCCACCCACGCCUGUAUACAUCCACCGGAAGAAGUGAGCGUCUCAGGAGAGUCUGAAAAUAUUACAAGGUCCUCAACGACUGCAGUUCGCCCCUCGCAUGCACCACAUGCACACAAAAACAUCUUAUUUACCCUGAGAAUGGGAGAAUAUUCUCUCCACAAUUGAGAUAAAAUUCUCAUAAAUAUUUUUCAAAGCUCAAAAGCCAGAGAUAUACAUCGAGAACAACUAGAAUUGAUUGAUCGUUGGUGAUACAAAGUUUCAGAGUAGAAACUAAGAGGGAAUAAAGACAGAUGGAGGUGGAAAGUUAAAGUGGAAGAUUGAAGUUGGAAUUGAACUUUUCAUGCUGUUAGGAUAAUGGGAGUGGAACUGAGGAGAUUGGGAGUAUUCCUGAUGUGGCAAUGGUUUGUUGUGGGCUUGCCACUUGAGCCCCAGAUCCUGAUACCCGAAAGGAGUAUACGCGAGGGAUCGUACAUAAGACAUUACACAGCUGUUCAUUAUGACACGGAGAUGUUGAGGAGACAUCGGACACGAGUGCGACGGGAUCUACGCGGAAAGGGAGAGACGCUUUGGUUGAAUGUAACAGCAUUUGACAGAACUUAUAGGAUGCGCCUCGUUCAGGAUACGACUUUGUACCACGAAAAUGCCAUCUUUGAGACAUCGAGUGGCCGUCCAAUUUCAUUCGAUUCGUCUCACAUCUACACGGGAACGCUCGAGGACGAUGAGAAUUCCAAGGUACAGGGUAUCAUCACUGAGAACGGCUUGUUUGAUGGCACGGUUAUUACUGCUGCUGAUGAAAUUUACAUUGAACCUGCAACGAGGUAUGCUAGACUUGUGAGGCGAAAUGCAGAUGUCAGUUAUCACACUAUUGGAUAUCGAGCUAAUGACAUUGCAACGCCAGUGGCUGCUCGAAUGAUACGUCAAUAUGGAACUGGUGGUCUCAUUGAGGAUGUAUCAUUCAAUCAGACGCAUACAUUAAAUCCCCCAAGGCAGACACUCGACAGAGCAUCCACUAAAGAAUUCUAUUUGAGAGAUAAAACUAUAAACCGAUCGAAUAGCAUUUACGGCGACGAGACUGACAAGGAUCGAUUGGGACGCGUCCUACGAAACCGGAAAUCAGUUGACCCAAAAAAAACAACGUGCAUGUUGUAUCUGCAGGCAGAUCACACGUUCCUCGAUCACUAUAAAUCGGAGGAGGCUUGCAUCGAGGUCAUGACCCGUCACGUUCAACGAGUCAAUUCGAUAUACCGUUACACAGAUUUCAAUCAGGACGAACAGCCGGAUAACAUAAGUUUUAUGAUAAAGAGAAUUAAAAUAUACGGUAACGAUGCACUUGAUAAUCCGUCGUAUCGUUUUACUGGAAAGUACGGAGUUGAGGAGUACCUCGAGCUCUUCUCAGAGGAAAAUUACGACGCUUUUUGCCUGGCGUACAUGUUUACUUAUCGUGAUUUUGAGAAGGGAACGCUGGGGCUUGCGUGGACUGGGGAUCUGAAGAAUGCGGGAGGAGUUUGUGAGAAGAAUGGGCACUAUCGAGGCAGUAUGAAGUCCCUAAACACGGGCAUAAUAACUCUCCUGAACUACGGAAAGCACGUACCACCAGCGGUAUCACACGUCACUCUUGCCCACGAAAUUGGUCACAACUUCGGAUCGCCGCAUGACCCGGACCAGUGUUCACCCGGAGGUGAGGAUGGUAACUUCAUAAUGUUCGCACGAGCGACCAGCGGGGACAAGCGAAACAACAAUCGAUUCAGCCCGUGCAGUCUACUCUCCAUCAAUCCCGUGUUGAAUAUCAAGGCACGCUCCAGCAAGGGCUGCUUUGCAGAACAACAAACCGCCAUUUGUGGAAAUGGAGUUGUCGAAGAGGGAGAGGAGUGUGAUUGCGGUUGGGAGGAAGAUUGCAAUGAUCCUUGUUGCCACCCUCAACGACUUCAUCAUGCCCCUUUCGAGAUACCCUGUCGUCUAACCGAAAAUGCCGUCUGCAGUCCCAGUCAGGGCCCGUGCUGUUCGCCCGAAUGUUCACUGCGUAAUGGGGAGAAAUGCAGGGAUAAUAACGGAUGCAGAGACGCCAGUUUCUGCGAUGGACUCACUCCCCAGUGUCCUCCUUCCAUUAAUAAACCUAAUAAAACUAUCUGCAAUGAGGAAUUUGUCUGCUAUAUGGGGGAGUGCACAGGAAGCAUUUGUCUUGCUUACGGCCUAGAAUCUUGCCAAUGCAGUGCGGGCCCGAUCGAUCCUCCAACCAAAAGUUGUGAAUUAUGCUGUAAACUACCCGGCGAGGAGCAGCCGUGCAUAUCAUCCUUCGAGUGGAAUUCCCCUCCCUACGAGAUUCCCAACAUGAUGUCAAAGCCAGGCACACCCUGCAACGACUACAACGGCUAUUGCGAUAUUUUUCAGAAAUGUCGGGAGGUCGAUCCCACGGGACCUCUGGCAACUCUCAGACGACUAUUACUGUCUGAUAUGAGUAUGGAGAGGGUUCACAGAUGGAUAACCGACCGGUGGUAUGCUAUUACCCUUGGGGUACUCGGUAUCAUCAGUAGCUUGAUUAUCCUAACGAUCUCAUUCAGCAAGCCUUCAAAGUCCAACCUCCGGAUGUUAUACCCAACAUCGGAGGAUUCAUCGAUCCGGCAUUUGCAUCCCGAGCCCGAGGCUGUUCGACCCAAGUCCAAGUGGAUAAUUAGCACAAUGAGUGCAUCGAAAAGUAUCUCGAGGAUCAAACGCAGGCUUUUAGAAACCAUGAAGAGCAUUGCAUCGCCGAGAAAAACCAGUGACUUGGUGGCACUGCCUGCUAAUGAUAUCACGAGGUCCAUUAAAAUGUGACAAUGCUAUUGACACUGUAACUGAGAGUGGAAACAGUAUUUUUGAAAUUGGGCAGAAAUAUGGUGGACAGAUUCAUUAUGCAAAAAAUGUGUCCAUCAUCCUGCCAGUGAUAUUAAGGUGUAAGAGACUGAGCUGAUGCUCUUCGUGUAAAUAUUGUAAAUGAGGUGAAUAUUAAUUUGUUAUUCAAAAGCUGCACCAGAUUAUUUAAUUAUGAAACUAUUCGAGGGUAAUAGUGAAUAAAUCACGGCAUAAUAUUGUUGAUGUGGGUAGACUAGAUGAACUAGUUGUGUUGAAACUAUUUAAUUAAAUAUCAAUUGAAUAUUGAAGAUUGAAUAUCAUUUUUACUAAAUGAAUUUUAUUUUUUAACAACUUUCCAACUGACGACAUCGCACGUUUUAACUCGAACGCAUCAUUUCUCUUGGAAUACAUUUCAGAAGCAACAACAUGAAAUUUAUUAUAAAUAUAACACGCUUUUAAAUAUAAUUUGUUUUGUGCCAUUGAUUAAUUCAUAAGCAUUGACACAGAGGUAAAUUGAUCGUUUUUUGGCAUCGAAGAUCACAAAGUUUUUUUAUACGAUAUUCAAAGCAUCUAUUAUAUAUUUGAUAAAUGUUUCUUUUGAGUUAUUUAAUUGGAGAACUGUAAAAACUGUUUUUUUAACGAGGAUUCAAUCACCGAAUUUGAUAAUUCAACACUGAUAUCUGUAGAACUGGAAUAUAAAUUGAUCGUUUAUUGACUCUUGUCAGUAA
Molecule: messenger RNA, 3783 nt
Organism: Diachasma alloeum
Lineage: Eukaryota; Metazoa; Arthropoda; Insecta; Hymenoptera; Braconidae
Product: disintegrin and metalloproteinase domain-containing protein 10
Exons: 17
Coding region: 581-3037 (818 amino acids)
Biological process (GO): Notch signaling pathway; membrane protein ectodomain proteolysis
Cellular component (GO): plasma membrane
Molecular function (GO): metalloendopeptidase activity
Source: RefSeq, a predicted model, not a curated record